Orycteropus afer afer is the source of this 2193-nucleotide messenger RNA. RefSeq names its product intraflagellar transport 80 (gene IFT80). Gene Ontology annotation, molecular function: protein binding. Lineage: Eukaryota; Metazoa; Chordata; Mammalia; Tubulidentata; Orycteropodidae. Gene Ontology annotation, cellular component: intraciliary transport particle B; centrosome; cilium. The transcript is spliced from 19 exons. Gene Ontology annotation, biological process: cilium assembly. Bases 1 to 2193 code for a protein of 730 amino acids. The record is from RefSeq and is a predicted model, not a curated record.
AUGAGGCUGAAGAUAUCUCUUUUAAAGGAACCAAAACAUCAAGAAUUAGUAAGCUGUGUGGGCUGGACUACUGCUGAAGAACUGUAUUCAUGUAGUGAUGAUCACCAGAUAGUGAAGUGGAACUUGUUAACCAGUGAAACAAGUCAAAUAGUAAAGCUUCCUGAUGAUAUCUACCCGAUAGAUCUUCACUGGUUUCCAAAAACUUUAGGCAUAAAGAAACAGACUCAAGCAGAAAGCUUUGUCCUCACAAGUUCUGAUGGUAAGUUUCAUCUGAUUUCCAAAUUAGGAAGAGUGGAAAAAAGUGUAGAAGCUCAUAGUGGAGCAGUACUUGCAGGAAGAUGGAAUUAUGAAGGAACAGCAUUGGUUACAGUUGGAGAAGAUGGACAAAUAAAAAUCUGGUCAAAGACUGGAAUGCUAAGAUCAACUUUAGCUCAGCAAGGAACACCAGUGUAUUCAGUAGCAUGGGGCCCGGAUUCAGAAAAGGUUCUUUAUACAGCAGGCAAGCAGCUGAUCAUUAAACCUCUUCAACCAAAUGCUAAAGUUUUGCAGUGGAAAGCUCAUGAUGGCAUUAUUUUAAAAGUAGAUUGGAACUCAGUUAAUGACCUUAUUUUAUCUGCUGGUGAAGACUGUAAAUAUAAGGUGUGGGAUAGUUAUGGCCGCCCGCUGUACAAUUCACAACCUCAUGAGCAUCCUAUUACCUCUGUUGCCUGGGCUCCAGAUGGAGAAUUAUUUGCUGUUGGAUCGUUUCAUACUUUACGCUUGUGUGAUAAAACUGGGUGGUCAUAUGCUUUAGAAAAGCCCAACACUGGCAGCAUAUUUAAUAUUGCAUGGUCAAUUGAUGGUACUCAGAUUGCUGGAGCCUGUGGAAAUGGGCAUGUUGUUUUUGCACAUGUAGUGGAGCAGCGUUGGGAGUGGAAAAAUUUUCAAGUUACAUUAACUAAAAGAAGGACCAUGCAGGUUCGUAAUGUUCUUAAUGAUGCAGUGGAUUUACUGGAAUUCCGUGACAGAGUCAUUAAAGCUUCUUUGAACUAUGCACACUUAGUUGUUUCUACAUCUCUUCAAUGCUAUGUGUUCUCUACAAAAAAUUGGAAUACACCACUUAUAUUUGAUCUCAAAGAAGGAACUGUUAGUCUAAUUCUGCAGGCAGAAAGACAUUUUCUUCUUGUAGAUGGUGGUGGUAUCUAUUUAUAUUCUUAUGAAGGGCGCUUUAUUUCUUCUCCAAAAUUUCCUGGAAUGAGAACAGAUAUUCUGAAUGCACAGACUGUCUCUCUGAGUAAUGAUACCAUAGCAAUAAAAGAAAAAGCUGAUGAAAAGAUAAUCUUCCUCUUUGAGGCAUCAACUGGAAAACCAUUAGGUGAUGGAAAACUUCUUUCUCAUAAGAAUGAAAUCUUGGAAAUUGCUCUGGAUCAAAAAGGACUUACCAAUGAUAGAAAAAUUGCUUUCAUUGACAAAAAUAGAGAUCUCUAUAUUACGUCAGUUAAACGGUUUGGGAAGGAAGAACAAAUUAUCAAACUUGGAACAAUGGUGCAUACAUUGGCAUGGUGUGAUACAUGCAAUAUCCUGUGUGGACUUCAAGAUACUCGAUUUACAGUAUGGUAUUACCCCAAUACAGUUUAUGUGGACAGAGACAUUUUACCCAAAACAUUAUAUGAAAGGGAUGCAAGAUAUGAAAAGUUUCAGAAAAUUUCAUCCAAAGAACAAACCAUGUGGGCUUGCCUAGCUGCUAUGUCAGUUGCUAAUAGAGAUAUGACUACUGCAGAAAUAGCCUAUGCAGCGAUUGGUGAAAUUGAUAAGGUUCAGUACAUUAAUUCUAUAAAAAAUCUUCCAUCUAAAGAAUCAAAAAUGGCCCACAUACUAAUGUUUAGUGGGAACAUGCAGGAGGCUGAAAUAGUACUUCUUCAAGCUGGCCUUGUUUAUCAAGCAAUUCAGAUCAAUAUUAAUCUCUACAACUGGGAAAGGGCACUUGAAUUGGCAGUAAAAUAUAAAACACAUGUGGAUACAGUUCUUGCUUACCGUCAGAAGUUUCUGGAGACAUUUGGUAAACAGGAAACUAAUAAACGAUACUUACAAUAUGCAGAAGGUCUCCAAAUAGAUUGGGAAAAAAUCAAAGCCAAAAUUGAGAUGGAAAUUACUAAAGAACGAGAGCGGUCAUCAAACAGCCAGUCCAGCAAGGGUACAGGUGGAAAGCACUAA